Thelazia callipaeda (thelaziosis nematode) is the source of this 1341-nucleotide messenger RNA. The record is from the annotation of a GenBank genome assembly. Lineage: Eukaryota; Metazoa; Nematoda; Chromadorea; Rhabditida; Thelaziidae.
UUUCAGUUCACAAUGCUUCGUAUAAUUUUCUUAAUAUUUGCUUAUUUCACGAAAAUCGCACUUGCAGCGAAUAUUUUAGUUGUUGGAAUGCCAAAUGGCAAAAGUCACAUCAGCUCGAUGCUUCCACUUUUGCGUGAAUUAGCACAAAUUUUUCGCGAUGCAUCUAAGAGCUGCGAUUAUGUUAUUCGAGAACAUGCUGAUGAAUAUCAGAGGAUUGCUUCUUAUCCGUGGGAUUUAAUUUUAACCGAUUCAUUGUUUGCAGUAUGUGGAUAUGGAUUAGCCUCAUUAUCGAAAGCUCAUCAUGUUAUUAUGCAUACUUCAAGUAUGGAAGGAUUUUAUGCUCUUGCCAAGGCUUUAGGCAGGCAACACGCAGCUGCUCCUCCGUUUUUCAUGGAUUCUUGGCACUCAGAGUUUCACGUAGAUCAUUUUUUUGAUCGCUUAAACGCAAUCAAAGAAAUAAUAACGUCGUGGUUGAUGUGGAACACGUUUAUUAAUUACUAUACAAAGCGAUCUUUAGCAUCGAUUGCACCAAAUUUUGAUUUUUCAGUAUAUUCGAGAACUAACUCAAUGAGUUUUACCGAUAUGCCACUGAAGUUUUACGUAUCCGAACCGAUAAGUAAUGAACUGUUCAGUUAUGGGUGCUAUUGUAAUUCAUUCAAUGAACUACAAGGAGAAUUGGUUGACUUUGUAAACGAUCCAAAGUCGAAGGGUACAAUUUUAAUGGCUUUUGGAACUAUUUUGCGUCUUGGUAAUGCUCCAGUUAAUAAGUUAGAAGCUUACGUGAAAGCUCUCAACAAUCUAACGAAUUAUAAUAUAAUUUGGGGUUGUACCGAUUGCCCACCGAUGAAAUUGGAAAAACACGUGCGUGUGAUGCCAUGGGUACCUCAAAUAGAUAUUUUACAUCAUCCCAAGACAAAACUGUUCAUCACUCAUGGUGGUUUGAAAAGCGUGAAAGAAGCAAUAUGCGCAGCGAUGCCUACACUUUUUAUGCCAGUAUUCGCAGAACAAGUUCGAAAUGCUUGGCUAGCUAAGCAACAUGGAUUUGGUCAAAUAAUUAAUCGUUUUAAUCUUACUGAUAAUUACUUGCUAGAAUUGAUCACUGAAAUGCUUAAUAAUAGUCCAUCAUACGUGAAGCAAGCACGGGAACUUUCGUUCACUGACAUGCCAAUAUCACCUCUCAAGGAGGCCUCUUUCCGGAUUUCUCACUUGAUCAAAUACGGCGGUCGCUUUCCUGAAUACUUUUAUAUACGAGCAGCCAAUUUCGGCUAUAUUAAAUAUUUGAAUUUAGAUUUUAUAUUAAUAAUUCCAGCUGUAAUUCUUUUCGUACUUACAUGUAAGUAA